Molecule: messenger RNA, 3322 nt
Organism: Neurospora crassa OR74A
Lineage: Eukaryota; Fungi; Ascomycota; Sordariomycetes; Sordariales; Sordariaceae
Product: diphthamide biosynthesis protein 2
Exons: 1
Coding region: 124-1932 (602 amino acids)
Biological process (GO): protein histidyl modification to diphthamide
Molecular function (GO): 2-(3-amino-3-carboxypropyl)histidine synthase activity
Source: RefSeq, a predicted model, not a curated record
GCCUUCGUCGCCAGUGACGCGGGGCGAAAACAAAAUUAAAACAUUUCCCUGGCAACAAACAAAAGUUACAAGUCAACAGCCAGCCGUCCUCUUUGACAACAGUAUAGCCGCGCUCGACACACAAUGGCUGGCGAACUAAACGCGGCACCGGUUCUGUCCACACCGGAAGAUCACCUAUUCGAAUACGCAGUGGUCCCGACCGAUGACCAGACCAAGGCGAAAUCAGAUGAUGAACUCCGCGACAUCUACGAAAUCACGAGGACAGCGAAGGAAGUUGGAGAGGGAGGAUGGAGGAGAAUUGGCCUACAGUUUCCCGACCACAUGCUUUGCGAUGCCCCCAGAGUGGUCCAACUUCUAGAAGCAGAGCUUGCUUCUCUACCACAACCGACAGUGCCGACGUCUACCGCAGACUUGCAGUCAACGGCGACAGCCUGCCCCGAGCCCUCCACCACGAACAACGGACAAUGCGGUCGCAAUGUCCAACAAAACGGUACGGGGUGUGGAUGUGGUAAACAAGCUCCCGCCCCAGUGGAAUCACAGCCCAAGGCCCGUCGGGUAUACGUCCUCGCCGAUACCUCGUACAGCGCCUGCUGCGUCGACGAGAUUGCCGCCGAACACGUUAACGCUGAUGUCGUUGUCCACUACGGCCGCUCGUGCCUCUCGCCUACUUCCCGUCUUCCCGUAAUCUAUGUCUUCACCAAGCACAUCCUCGACCGCGAUGCUGCCCUCGUCAAAUUCGAAAAGGAAUACCCAGAUAAAGAGGCCAAGGUGGUCCUCAUGGCCGACGUUACAUACCAAGUUCACGUCCCGUCAUUAUUGUCCGAACUCCAAAGCGGUGGUUACGUCAACUUGCUAGCCACCGAGAUUGUUCACAACCCCAUGGGCAGGAUACCAAACAGAAAAGUUGUGGACGCCCAAGGCAAAGAGGUGGAAAUCAGCCAUGGCAGCGAAACCUCGACGGGUCUGGAUCUCCGAGACUACUCCAUUUUCCACAUCUCCCAACCGCCAACCGCGCUCCUCCUCGCCCUGUGCUCCAGAGUUAAGAACCUUUACAUCUUCCAGACCUCUUCUGAUAGCUCCUCGCUGUACUCCGCUCAGCGCCUCCUUGGCCGCCGUUACGCCCGCCUCCUCUCCCUGACAACGGCUGGCAUUAUCGGCAUACUUGUCAACACCCUCUCCGUUUCCAACUACCUUUCCUCUAUCGAUAGCAUCCGCAAGCAAAUCGCUGCUGCCGGGAAGAAAAGUUACACAAUGGUGGUUGGAAAACUGAAUCCAGCCAAGCUUGCCAAUUUUGCUGAAAUUGACGGCUGGGUGGUGGUCGGCUGCUGGGAGAGUUCUCUUAUUGAGGAUGAUGCCGGCUUCUACAAGCCCGUCAUCACGCCCUUUGAGCUCGAGCUCGCCCUCGCCAGUGACGAUGAAAGAGUUUGGACCGGCGAGUGGUGGGGUGGCAUCGAAGCUGUCAAGCCACCAAUCGACGAAAAGCCUGGGGAGAAGAAGUCCGAGGAAAAUGAGAACAACGAGGCACAAGAUACAGCCGGUGCCGAGCAAGCCUCUGGUGAUGGCGAAUUGGACAGCGAGGAGGAGUCGGCACCACCCGAGUUUGACUGGAGGACAGGAAAACUUGUCAGCCAUAGUAGGCCUAUGCGCAUGGCCGCGUCGAAACCCAAGAGUGCAAAGAAGGAGGAUUCGUCUGACAAGCCAGAUGCGCCGCCACGGUCAAGCGCUUUGACCCUUAGAUCCAAAGCCCAGGAAUUGGCAUCAGUCAACGGCGUCGUUAGCCCCGGUGCAGAGUAUCUUCGUACUCAACGGACAUGGGUCGGUUUGGGUACCGAUUUCGACGAGGAGGCCAGCAUGACGAUUGAAGAAGGUAGAGGCGGAGUGGCUAGAGGCUACACGGUUGGCGGAGAAGGAGAGAAGCACUUGAUGUCCUGAAGAAGAGGGCAUUUGAUCUAGGUAGCCACGAUUGGACACGAAUAUAGGUAGGAGUGAUACCCACAGAAAAGCGAAUGGAUUGGAAAUAUCUUGGACUCACGAGCGUGACGUUGGGGCCACGGACACAACUCAGUUGUUGGACUUCUUCGCCACUUGGGACCUAUCUGCUUCCAUCCUUUACCAUCACCGACGGAGUACUACUGUACCGGACGGGAGUACUACUGUAACCACCACGACCACCACGACCACCACGCCUGAACUCGGUCAAUUCUCGCCAAACGUUAGCGAUGAGCCCGCCUUUCCCUCACAGGUGCCUCAAACCUUCGCUCCCACUGGAUUUCGACACAUGGGCACACAAGCAACCUGGUGGACGAUCAACCGUGUCAUCCGUGGACCUUCUAGCCUUAUACGGCGGGGGUGGUGUUGGCUCCCUCGUCUCCAAUCGGUGCGCCUCCAUCUCGUACUCUUCCUGCUGUCUUCCUUCUCGAUGCUGCUGCGGCUGUUCUUGACGCAUUUCUUCCUGCAUAUAAGCCAUGGAAUAAGCUCCAUCCAGUGGUGUUCCCGUUGUCGGCGGUACCCUGAUUCUCACGCGAGUUUCUGCCUGUGGCCAGUUCCGAUACAAAGGACGGUUAGGACCAGCAUGACGCAGCCAUCCCGAAGUUGUUUGGAUCACUUCCCUUCCCUCCCUGCCUCGUACUUUGCUUCUGGUGCUAGAUCCAUGGCUGCCACCGUACGGACGGUAGUGGGGGGAGUGCGGGUAAGGGAGGUGGAUAUGUUCUCUUCUCACGCCGCUGGGUCCUACGAAAGUGGGGAGGGGGGAUUGGGGUUCGAGCUCAUCGCUCUUCUUCACUCGGAAGCAGCAUUGCCAGAUGGUCGAGCCCAGAAUGGCAACGGCAAGGGUGCUGAAAAGAAUCAACAUGGGGAUCUUGAACUUCUGAUAGAAGCCAUCUGCCGGGAUGCCUGCUGGUCCGGUGUCAUCGGCGAGGGUGGAGUUAGCCUGAGAAAGUUAACAACACGACCUCACAAUGAAUUAUGGCUCGUGGAGAAAUGAUGCCGGAUCUGGUUAGCUCGAUACUUACCAUGCCUUGUGCCUUGCUUGCCGACGUCUAUAGCUUCUGAUUAGAUGCGGAAAGAUAUUCAAGGUUGUGGGCUCGGACAGUUGUGGAUGAUGACAAUUUUCUUUCAUGGAAUGGCGACUUUUUCGUUGCCUGCGUCCACCUUUCCAGAAAUAAGUUAAAGGAAAAGCCAACACCAGACAACCAAGGAAAACGUCCUUUUCAUUUCAUCAGGGAAUACAAAUCGAGAAUCAAAUUUCCGUGCGUCACUUCGACAACCGACACCAAAUGGCCAACAAUAUAUCUGACAAGACAGCGAAAAUUGUAACUUCCUA